Molecule: messenger RNA, 1314 nt
Organism: Cutaneotrichosporon oleaginosum
Lineage: Eukaryota; Fungi; Basidiomycota; Tremellomycetes; Trichosporonales; Trichosporonaceae
Biological process (GO): beta-D-galactose catabolic process via UDP-galactose, Leloir pathway
Cellular component (GO): cytoplasm
Molecular function (GO): zinc ion binding; UDP-glucose:hexose-1-phosphate uridylyltransferase activity
Source: RefSeq, a predicted model, not a curated record
CUAGCCUCUAAGCCUCGAAUUGUCAGCCGUAUCACGCCGACCCGCAAGACAUGUUCGACCCCGCCGACGACGCGCAUCGCCGCUAUAACCCGCUGAACGGGACGCACGUGCUCGUCUCGCCACACCGCAUGAAGCGGCCGUGGAAUGGACAGACUGAGGAGACGAAGCAGGAGACGCUGCCGCGCUAUGAUCCCGCGUGUCAUCUUUGUCCUGGCAACGCGCGGGUCGGCGGUGAGGUGAACCCCACGUAUACGGAGACGAUUUCCUUCCCCAACGACUACCCCGCCGUCCUCCCCGACCCACUCCCCUCUACUCCACCACCACCGCCCAAGCCCUCGUCAGCCGAUGCGCUCUUCGCGGCGCAGCCGGUGCGUGGCCGCUGCCGCGUCGUUUGCUUCCAUCCGCGGCACGACCUGACACUGGCGCGCAUGAGCGUGCCGGAGAUCGAGGCGGUCGUGCGAUCAUGGCGCGACAUUUACGAGGAGGAGGGGAGGUUCCUCACAGAAGGCGGAGGGGGAACGGUCCAGAUAUUUGAGAACCGCGGCGCAAUGAUGGGUGCCUCUGCGCCCCAUCCCCACGGACAGGUGUGGAGUGUCUCCUACAUCCCCGACGAGGUCGCGACAGAAAUAUCCAACCUCGAGGACUACUCGUCGCGCACAGGCUGCUGUUUACUGUGCGAUUACGCGCGCCAAGAGCUCGAACGCGGCGAACGCGUUGUCGCACAAGCGGAGGGCUGGGUCGCCGUCGUUCCCUACUGGGCGCUGUGGCCGUUCGAAGCGCUGGUUCUCCCAACACGACACGUCUCGUCCAUUUCCGACCUCUCGCCACACGAAGACGCGGGCCUAGCGACGAUCCUCAAAUCCCUCUUGGUCGCGUAUGACAACCUCUUCUCCACACCCUUCCCCUACAGCAUGGGGCUGCACCAGUCUCCGCAUCCGCCCAACCCCGCAGCCCAUCUCCACCUCCACUUCUAUCCCCCACUGCUGCGGAGUGCGAGUGUGCGCAAGUUCGUGGUUGGGUUCGAGAUGCUGGCAGAGGCACAACGCGAUCUGACACCGGAAGCGGCCGCGGCGCGGUUGCGCUCCCUGCCCAAGCGCCACUACUCUGAAGCAGCGGAAUAGAUGAUGCACCCUGCGAUAGCACAAGUUCGCGACGGCAGAAGCAUAAAUUCCAGCAUGGCGCGACGGCAGGCAGCUUCUCUCCAGCAUCAGAUGGCGAAGGUCCAAUUUUUAUCGUACACACACACAGUCACCAAGCUUCCUUAGCGAAGUACUAGUAUAGGGUCGCGUGGCGAAAUGGCAUCGCGUCUGACUA